AUGGCGAGCGGCAUUGGUGAUAAGGUCGCGCUCGCAAACCCGUAUGAGGUGCUCAAGGAAGAAGACGCCCUGCAGCGUCGGCUGGAGAAGCAGGCGGAGAGGGAGAGACGGCGACGCGAGCGUCGGGAGUUGAAAGCUGCAGAAGCUGCAUCUGCUGCUGCUGCUUCCGCAGCAGCCACAGCAGCAGCUGCAGCAGCAGUAAAGGCCCAGCUGUCCCCAGGGGGUGCCUCGCUGCUGCAAGGGGCCCGCUGGGCCGACGUAGAGGUUGAUUCAGACGAUGACGGGCCGAUAGCAGUGCCGCCGCCUCACCGAGCUGCUGCUGCUGCUGGUGGAGGGAGUGGGGGGCGCAGGUCUCAACAGCACCCGAGGGACGCGUUCUACUCAGACGUGGAAACAUCAUCAGAAGAAGACUUCGGCAGUGAUGCAGAAGAUCCCCAAGGGGACGACUUCGCCGCCAGCAGCAGCAGCAGCAGCAAGACUUCGGCAGUGAUGCAGAAGAUCCCCAAGGGGACGACUUCGCCGCCAGCAGCAGCAGCAGCAGCAGUAGCGGCGAGGAGGAGGAGGAAAGCUCAACCAGCAGAGAGAAGCCAUGGGGGCAUCGGUUUGAGGCAGGCAAACGUCGAGGUGUUUCAGAGGGAGGGAAGCGUUGCAGUACCGAGGCAGAGCGGAAACGGCAGUGUAGGCGGGGCUACUGCGGCGGACCCUUUAAAAGGUCUCAGCAGGAAGGAGAGAAAGCAGCGAGAGAUGGAGGAGCUCGAGCGGGCUCUGAACGAAGCGGGCCUAACUCCGUCUGUGCCCGUUGAGCCGAAGCCGCAGCCGCAGCCACCGCAACAGCAGCAGCAACAGCAGCCACAGCAGCAGCAGCCCAAGGCAGGAAGUGGUGCUAGUGAGAAGAAGAAGAAGAAGAAGGCCCAGCAGCAGCAGCAGCAGCAGCAGCAGCAGCAGCGUGAAUCGGAAAGUGAAGACAACGCAGACACCCCAGCUGCUCCUGAAGACCCCGCAAAGAUUGCGGCUCGUCUGAAGGCAGCAGCGGCAGCGAAGCGGAGCCAGGCGAGCAGCAAAGACUUGGCGAAGAAGUUGGCCGCCCAGGAGGCGCAGGCGAAGAAGGAGAAGGCAAAGAAGGAGAAGAAGCCGAAGUUAUAUUUCCCUCCGAAGCAAUGA
Messenger RNA from Eimeria mitis, 1161 nucleotides. RefSeq lists its product as uncharacterized. NCBI's taxonomy places the organism in Eukaryota, Apicomplexa, Conoidasida, Eucoccidiorida, Eimeriidae. The record is from RefSeq and is a predicted model, not a curated record.